Pleurotus ostreatus (oyster mushroom) is the source of this 1674-nucleotide messenger RNA. RefSeq names its product myo-inositol transporter (gene ITR2). The record is from RefSeq and is a predicted model, not a curated record. Gene Ontology annotation, molecular function: myo-inositol:proton symporter activity. NCBI's taxonomy places the organism in Eukaryota, Fungi, Basidiomycota, Agaricomycetes, Agaricales, Pleurotaceae. The transcript has 10 exons. Gene Ontology annotation, cellular component: membrane. Bases 1 to 1674 code for a protein of 557 amino acids. Gene Ontology annotation, biological process: transmembrane transport.
AUGUCUCUGCCAAUCGACGAGAAGCGGUUAUCCACUUCCGAGAGACUCUACGCUGUCUCCGAAAAGGACCUGGAAACAACGGGGACUCGAGAGGCCGUAAUCGGUGAUCUAGAUAAUGGGGAGAUCAACGAGAUGGCAGUCGUUGCUGAGGGAGAAGAACGAACAACGUGGUUCGUUUGGAUUUUGGUAGCAUCUUCUGCUAUCUCGGGCCUGCUCUUCGGCUACGAUACGGGGGUUAUAUCCGGCGCAUUGGUCACUAUUGGCUCUGAUUUAGGACCUGCAGAGUUGUCGAAUGGCCAGAAAGAAUUGAUCACGUCUUCUACCACGCUUGGCGCCCUGCUUGGUGGCCUCGUCGCUGGUAUACUCUCUGAUUGGACGGGGCGGAGACCAGUGCUGGGCAUCGCAGACAUUAUUUUCAUAGGUGGCGCCAUCGCCCAAGCCGUUUGUCAUGAUGUUUGGAGUAUGAUCGGUGGCAGGUUUCUCAUUGGCAUAGGUGUCGGUCUGGCAGCGUGCAUAGCACCUUUAUAUAUUCAGGAGCUUUCCCCAACGAGACUCAGAGGACGAAUGGUUGUCCUGAAUGUAGUCAUGAUCACUCUGGGUCAGGUCAUCGCAUAUGGAAUUGGUGCCGGAUUCGCUAACGUGCAAAGCGGUUGGCGAUACAUGGUUGGACUGGGAGCAGUGCCAGCAGGAAUCCAAAUAUUCCUGUUGUUCUUCAUGCCAGAGAGUCCGAGGAUCCUUGUACGAAGGGGGAACCUAAGCGCGGCGCAUGCUGUAAUGACGAGGGUUUAUGCUCACGCAAAUGAGAAGGAUGUAGAUCUAAAGGUCAAAGUCCUUCAAGCAGCAGUUCAGCAAAGCAUCAAAAUCACCAACUCAACAACACUAUUCCAACGUUGUAGAUCCAUGCUAAGCAACCCGGUCAAUCGUCGCGCCCUCAUUGUGGGAUGCGGAAUGCAAGCCUUUCAGCAAUUGUGCGGAUUCAAUACCUUGAUGUACUAUUCCGCAACACUGUUCAAAGAUAUUGGGUUCGACCAGCCUACAGCUGUGGGGCUCAUAGUAUCUGGAACGAACUUCGUCUUCACUCUUUUCGCACUCAAGUGGAUCGACAAAAUCGGCAGACGAAAUAUAAUGAUCUGGACGGCUCCGGGUAUGAUAUUUGGCCUGACGUUCGCCAGCAUUUGCUUCCAUUUCUUGACGAGGAAUACUGGUGGUAACCUUAUCGAGAAUACGGAGUACUCAACCGUCUGGUCGGGCUUGGUCUUGUUCUCGAUGAUCUUAUUUGUUGCAUCGUAUGCCACAGGAUUGGGGAACGUACCUUGGCAGCAAGGCGAAUUAUUCAGUCUCGAAGUACGGGGUAUCGGCACCUCCUUGGCAACAGCGACAAACUGGGGCGCCAACCUCCUCAUUGGAUCAACGUACCUUUCACUGAUGGCUAAGAUUACGCCUUCUGGUGCAUUUGGAUUCUACGCUGGGAUGUGCCUAUUAGGCUGGGUAUUCUGCCUGUUCUGCUUCCCUGAGACGGCAGGCCUCAGCCUCGAGGAAGUCGGGAUGGUGUUCAAGGAUGGGUUUGGCAUCAAAGAAAGCCAGAGACUGAGGAAGGUCAAGCAAGCAAUGAAGAUCGAAGCGAUCAGCGCAGAAAAUAAGAGGAAUGAAUCGGGGGUAACGAAUAAUCAAUAG